AUGCAGCCCGAGGAGGGGCCUGGCGGCGCCGCCCUGGGGGAAGUUGAUGAGGAGGCUGGAGUGAAAGGAAGAUUAGGCAGACUCCUGGGCACCGUGCAGCAGAACCAAGACCGAAAGCACAGAACAUGUGUUCAUGUUCUUACAGUCACUGAGCUAGGAGAAGAUUGGGAAGAUCCUGUUAAUGAAGGCAGGGAGAGAGAGUGGUUCAAAGUAGAAGAUGCAAUCCAAGUUCUCCAGUGUCAUAAACCUGUGCGUGCAGAAUAUCUGGAAAAACCGAAGCUGGGUGGUUCCCCAACCAAAGCAAAUACCACAGUCCCGUCCCUUUCAGAUAAUACCCCUUGUUUGUAA
Molecule: messenger RNA, 348 nt
Organism: Cynocephalus volans (Philippine flying lemur)
Lineage: Eukaryota; Metazoa; Chordata; Mammalia; Dermoptera; Cynocephalidae
Product: diphosphoinositol polyphosphate phosphohydrolase NUDT4B-like
Exons: 1
Coding region: 1-348 (115 amino acids)
Biological process (GO): diadenosine pentaphosphate catabolic process; diadenosine hexaphosphate catabolic process; adenosine 5'-(hexahydrogen pentaphosphate) catabolic process
Cellular component (GO): nucleus; cytoplasm
Molecular function (GO): bis(5'-adenosyl)-hexaphosphatase activity; bis(5'-adenosyl)-pentaphosphatase activity; diphosphoinositol-polyphosphate diphosphatase activity
Source: RefSeq, a predicted model, not a curated record